GCUAAAAUAGGGCGAACCGGUCGCAUCAACUGGAAUCCUCUGGAACUAAAAUUUCUUGAUGCCCAAGCCACCUUUCCAGGGGCAAACUAUAUAUAAUUAUAAAGUCCCUGGGGGUUCCAACAUCCACUUUCACAUAGCGAAUUGAUUGCCAAUUUGAUGAGUCAAAUUUGUAAGCUGUUCAGAUACCGUUCGUAUAUACAGCACACGGAGUUUCGGGUUUAUUGGAAAUUUUGAACCUGAUUAUAGUUGAAGUUUCACGAGUUUUCUCAUGGCAUCUCCCGUAGUUGUGGGAACUAGCAUUGGAGCUGCUGCUUUGGCAGCUAGAUACUUGAUACAAGCAUGGCAAACAUUCAAAGCAGCACCUCGAGUUCGGAGGUUUUAUCCUGGUGGUUUUGAACGGGCUAUGACAAGGCGAGAAGCAGCAUUGAUUCUCGGAGUCAGGGAAAGUGCUGUCCUGCAGAAGAUCAAGGAGGCUCACAGGAGAGUUAUGAUAGCAAAUCAUCCAGACGCUGGUGGCAGCCAUUAUCUUGCUUCCAAGAUUAAUGAAGCCAAGGACGUUUUGUUAGGGAAAACCAAGGGAGCUGCUUCCGCAUUCUAAUUGACAAGUAUUUUGUUUACACCAUUAUUUUUAUUUUCUAACAGCUUCACGAUAGUCAGUAACAUAAAAAGCCUUAUUUGAGGAAGAGGUGAAUUUAUGUCAAUAGUUGGGUGUAUCAACAUUAUAAUUUUCAUGUAACGCAACCAGAAUAUUGUUUUGCAAAUGUGAUUUGCAGACCGGUUUGCAAUAACGAGUUGUAUCCCA
This is a messenger RNA of Lycium barbarum (goji berry), 802 nucleotides long. Its product is annotated as mitochondrial import inner membrane translocase subunit TIM14-3-like. Lineage: Eukaryota; Viridiplantae; Streptophyta; Magnoliopsida; Solanales; Solanaceae. Gene Ontology annotation, cellular component: PAM complex, Tim23 associated import motor. Gene Ontology annotation, molecular function: ATPase activator activity. The record is from RefSeq and is a predicted model, not a curated record. Gene Ontology annotation, biological process: protein import into mitochondrial matrix. Bases 269 to 598 code for a protein of 109 amino acids. The transcript has 3 exons.